Molecule: messenger RNA, 3150 nt
Organism: Hemicordylus capensis (graceful crag lizard)
Lineage: Eukaryota; Metazoa; Chordata; Lepidosauria; Squamata; Cordylidae
Product: gastrula zinc finger protein XlCGF49.1-like
Exons: 1
Coding region: 308-793 (161 amino acids)
Source: RefSeq, a predicted model, not a curated record
AGGAGAGAAACAGAGUAAGACUCCUCUGUGUGUAAAAAUGUUUGGUAUUAAAUCGCACCUUAGCACACAUCAGAGAAUUGACUCUGGAGAAAAGUCAUAUAUAUGCUCAAAAUGCGGAAAGAAUUUCAGCUGGAAGAUUAACCUAACUUCCCGCCAAAGCAUUCACACAGACAAGAAACCACAUUAAUGCUUGGAAUGUGGAAAGAGUCAGGGGUCAAGUAUUAAUGAUAAUACACAAAUCCACACUGGUGGAAAACCAUAUAUAUGCUCUGAGUGUGGAAAGAGCUUCUAUCAGAAGAGUAACCUCAUGUACCACCAAAGAAUCCACACAGGAGAGAAACCAUAUACCUGCAAUGAGUGUGGAAAGAGCUUCAGCCGCAGUGACCACCUUACAUCGCAUCUAAGAAUCCACACUGGAUUGAAACCAUACCAAUGCUUGGAGUGUGGGAAGGGCUUCACUCUGAAGAAAACACUUACUUUGCAUCAAACUGUCCACACAGGAGAGAAACCAUAUACCUGCAAAGAGUGUGGAAAGAGUUUCAGCUAUAGCUUUGGCCUUGCUUAUCACCAAAAAACUCACAAAGGAGUGAAACCCUAUCAGUGUUUGGAGUGUGGAAAGAACUUCACCGAGAGGAUAACGCUUAGUCAGCAUCAAAAAAUCCAUACAGGAGAGAAACCACAUCAGUGCUUGGAGUGUGGGAAGGGCUUCUGCCGUAUCGAUAGCCUUAAAUGCCAUCAAAAAAUCCACACAGAUGUUAUUAAUUCCACAGAGAAGCCAUUUAAAUGUUCAUAGUGUUGAUUGAGUUUCAUUCACAUUACUCACCUUACUUUCCAUCAGAGAGUCCACCCAGGAGAGAUCCCUUAUCAUAACACCAUUCAUAAAGUAUAUGAAUUAUUUUUUUUCAUAUAAGAAUAGCCCUGCUGGAUCAGGCUCAAGGCCUAUUUAGUCCAGCAUCCUGUUUCUUACCGGUUCCCUCUGGGAAGCCCACAGACAAGAGAUGAAGCAUGCUCUCUCUCUCCUCCUGUGCUCCCGGUAAAUCCUAUUCAGAGGCGUCCUGCCUCUGAGCUUGAAGGCAGCCUGUAUUGAUCAAGACUAGUAGAUACUGGUAGACUUGUCCAAGCUGGUAUCCAUCAGCUCCUCCUAUGGCAGAGGUUUAACGACAUACCGUGCGAUGAAGUACUUCCUUUAGUUAAUCCUACAUUUCCUGGCAAUCGGUUUCAUGGGAUGGCCCCUGGUUCUGGUUUUGUGGGAGAGGAAUAAAAUUUUCUCUAUCCACUUUCUCCACACCAUGCAUAAUUGUAUAGGCUUCUAUUAUGUCUUUCCUUUGUCAUCUUUUUUCUAAAUGAAAAAACUCUAGACGUUGUAGCCUUGCCUCAUAAGGAAGGUGGUCCAGACCCCUGAAUAUCUUGGCAUCCCUCUUCUGCUCCUCUUCCAAUUCUACAAUAUCCCUUUUGAGAUAUGGUAACCAGAACUGUACAGAGUACUCCAGUGCGGCUACACCAUAGAUCUGUAUAAGGGCAUUAUAAUAUUAGCUGUUAUAUUUUCAACCCCUUUCCUAAUGAUCCAGAGCAUGCAAUUUGCCUUUUUCACUGCUGCUGCACAGAGCCAACAGUUUUAGCAUGUUGUCCACCAUGACCCCAAGAUCUCCCUCUUGGUCAGUCAUCCACAGCUCAGACUCCAGCAGUGUAUGUUAGGGUUUUUUGCCCCACUGAGCAUCACCUUGAACCGCAUUUGCCACUUGCCUGUGACUGUGAACUCUGUGUCACCCCCACCCCAAUCAAGCUGCUGCUUAUUGCUGCAGAAAGUCUGGUUCCGCCCUCUCAUCCCCACAGUGAGACAAGGGCACAGGAUCAUGCUUUCACCAGCCAGGUACAAGUGGUGCCUGCCCUAAAGGUCUAGUCUUAGCAACGAGCCAAGAUGUUUGUUUUUUUUAAAGUAAGAGUGAAAUGUUUGAUUUGACAAGUGGCCUUCUUUGAAGAUGGCCGUGCUUUCUUUUCAUGCGGCUAGUCAUUGUGGAGAAUUUUCUUUUUAGUAUUUACCACCCACUCACCCAUCUUCCCCACUCCCCUUACCUGGGGGUGGUGAUGCUAGCCCUAGGCCUUUGACCAGAUGAGGUAUUCCAUUAGAAUUCAGUUGCCUUAUGCACUAGCCAUGAUCAUGCAGUCAAAGCACCGCAAUAGUUAAAACAUCAGAAAAUCCUGAGGAACUUUGCUAAUGGGAAAACUUGCUUGCCUCCAUUUUAAAUGAGGAAGAACAACAGGGAGAAUUCCAUUCUUUCUUGCUGGAGAACUGGAGUCGGCAUCCAUCAAUGUGGUGGUGGUGGUGGGGAGAAUAUUGAAUAUUGAAAAAUUAGUUUAACUCAGAUUUUUGUAUCAGUCCCAAAACUGCGUUCUUUAAAGUAAGCCUUACAACAGUGGUGGAUGCCUCCCCUUUCCUGCUUGCUAUGUACCCUGUGCUUGGUGACUUGGUCCUUUGAUGAAGCCUCUCCUGCUCCUUGUUCUGCCCCACACAUAGCCGAUGCCAGCCUUCUAUGCCUCUACUGUGCCCCUCACUCAGUUCCCUUGGUGAUCUUUGGGGAGAGACCUUCAAUACCUGCGCGUGUCAGAGGGACUAGAUAGAAAGCCACUCUGAUAAUAGACAAAAAUAGCAUGCCCAUUCACUACAUGUGAACACUAGAAGUUACAGUAUUCCCCUUAUGGGAUGGGGCUGCUCUGGGAAGAGUGCUUGCAUGCAGAAGGUUCCAAGUUCCUUCCUUGGCAUCCCCAGAUCGAGCUGAUUGAGACGUCUCUCUGCAACUUUGGAGAAGCCGCUGCCAGUCUGUAGAAAAUACUAAGCUAGAUGGACCAAUGGUCUGACUCUAGGGCACUCUUACCUCUGGACUUCCAUGCCGAAAUCCAGGGUCUCAUCCCCUGGGGCCCUCCACAAAUCCUCUUUGGUCUGUCCUGGAUGAUGUGGUCACUGCGCCGUGCCACCAGCGUGCACUGUACCAAACAUGACCUCAGCCUAUGCCGGGUGGCUACAUAUGACCUCUGCUUUAGAGAUGGAGGAGUGGGGAAAGAAAGAAGUGGGAUGGGAAUAUGUGAAGUUGCAUGUUGAAAUGUUUCUGCUAAUGCAUAUUUGCAUAAAUAUAUCUGUUUUAUGUUCUUACA